Molecule: messenger RNA, 3644 nt
Organism: Fusarium odoratissimum NRRL 54006
Lineage: Eukaryota; Fungi; Ascomycota; Sordariomycetes; Hypocreales; Nectriaceae
Exons: 1
Coding region: 225-2699 (824 amino acids)
Cellular component (GO): nucleus; cytosol
Molecular function (GO): GTP binding
Source: RefSeq, a predicted model, not a curated record
ACAUCCUCUUCCCAACCCUCAAUGCGCCUGCUUUGAGCGCCGCUGUUCACCACUUCAACUCAAUCUUGAAGCUCUCAGCUUGCCUCAAACUUACCUCUACAGCUAAGGAGCUGAAACGAAAAAUUCUCGUUGAAUUUUCGACGUCUCCCAACCGCGAUUACAUCGAUAUCUGUGGACGCGCUGCCUUGGCGCGCGAUAACACAACACAAUAACAAAACCUCGAGAUGGUGGUACAGCUGCGGUCCAGGGGUAAGGUCGGUGGAUCAUCAGCUGAGCCUGAAGCGACAAGAAAACCGCGAAAACGUACUGGAAGACAGCAGUCAGAGAGACCUUCCGCGCUUAGGCCAAGCAUUGAGGUACAGAUCAGUGCAUCAGGGUCGAACUCAAGUCGACAGUCAACCAUUCAUGCAAUUCCGCAAGACCAGCCCUCUACCAGCCGAAGCCGGGUGACGAGAUCGAAAAGAGCCAAUACUCCCCAUGAAAAACUACCCUCGCCCACUCCGAGGAAACGUCGCGCUACGAACGCAAGUUCGAAAGACCAACCCGCCAAGCGCCAGCAUCGUUCUCGUCGCAAAGCUGCGCUGGAAAAUGCUGAGGAGGAUGAACAACCUCAGCUGAACCAGGAACACGAAGAGGCCUCAGAAGCGGAGGAAAACGCCUUGCCGGAGCACCCGGACUUUAUGAAUAUCAUCAAUUCGAACAUCCUAGGUAUCAACAGUUCUCGCAACGAGCUACCCAUCAAUGGCGAACUACACCCGGAGAGAGCUGGUAGGAGGAUUUCUGAGGCAGAAGUUCCUCAGAUUGCAGACUCGGACGAAAAUAUCGCCUUGGACGACAUACCACAGGAGCAGGAACUAGGCAACGCUGGAAAUAACCAAGCUUCAACUACAAGUCCUGAGCAACCAGAAGCACCGCAUGAAGAACUUCCAGUAUCUGAGCAGGAUGCCCCUCAAGCGACGCAAGUAAUGUCACAAUUUGAUACAUCUUCUCGAAGGCAAUCGUUACGACGAAAGCGUAGACGGCAGAGCCAGAAGCCGACUUAUGACGCACCUGGUUAUAAUGCAAGGGGCGUGUCCCCAGAUCUUGGUUCAGCAGUUCCUCAAGCGCCAGCCACAGAGGCAUCAGCGUCACAACAAGUCCACGCUGGGGGUGAUAUCUAUAACGUUCCGUCCGAUGGAGAGCAACCAAGUCAGCCGAUAGUGUUAAGAGGGGAGAAGGAGACCCACGGCACGCAUGCUGAACAUAGACGGAAAACUAAGCAGGGCAAACGACAAAGAAGUCAAACUGAGCAACAAAAUGAUCAAGCACCAUCACAGGCCGAGAAAGAGCAAGAAGAAGGGAGAAAUGAAGAGAGUGCCCGAAAGAAAGAUAAGAAUGGAGAUCAAGAUGGGGAAUAUGCGGAUGAAGGUCAAGACUCCGACAAUGAUGAGCCGGCAGCAGAACAAGAGCUUGAUACAUCGGAUCUGGUUGAAGAUUCGUUGCUGCUCGACGAACCACCAAGUGGUUUGCAAACAGCGCACCUAAUUCCUACCGCCUGGAUUAAACGAGAUACAGUACAGAAACUCGUUUGGACCACGACUUAUUCAGGGUGGAUGAAUGGAAGAAAGUGGAAGAAGGAUGCUCUCGAGCUCGCAAAAACAGCUUCUGAAGCAUUGAAAGAGGACGAACGUGUGCGAUCGAGGCUUAUCUUGGCUAAACUUUACGAUCUCUACGAACUUUGCAAGGAGAUCCCGUCAUCAUCGAUAUCACAGCAGCUGGAAUAUAUUCGCGAGCACACAGCCCAGCUCAACAGUUUAUACACCACACUUCGCGUGACUAUUGACGAGUUCAUUUCAUCCAUCAACACGAUAAUGGAGCAGGGCGACGCGAAGCAAGUGAGCAAGGGCUAUCAAUACGUGACAAAGUUGCACAGACGCAUCAUUCCUAUGCUGGUUCUGGUAUUAGAUCAAUCUUUCCAGGCUGGAUGCGGAAGACCUGGUGAAAGUGCCAAAAAGCUAGGCUUUCAAAAAGGAGAAUUUACAGUGUACACACUAGAGCCACUGGAGAGGGCUGCAGGCUGGGCCCUGAGACUCUCCCAGGUUGUGGAAAGCUGGUACGAGCUUCAUCCUCCCAGAAGAGAACGUGAUCAAGGCGAAGAGGCUAAGGAGCAUCGGGGAAUCUUCAGGGAAGCCACAAAGCAGCUAAAGAAAUCGCUCGAGAAGGCCAGAGAAAGCAUUGGUGCUAUUAAGAGAGCACCGAACCAACGAAGGAAAGUUAUGCAGAAGGAUGAAGCUGUUCGAAUGGAACGCGAGGCUGAUGCGCAGCGGCGCAGAAACAUCCAAGAUAUGCAGAUGCAGCGUUUUCUACAGUCGAUGCAGAAGAUUGAAUCAUCUCAACCGCGUCCGCCCACGAUAGGCUCAUACCGGCAGGCAGUGCGCAGCUACCAGUCCGCGACUAGUCGGUCACGCUUAAUCAGAUCGCAAGAGCCGUCGGAUGUUGAAUAUUUCGAGAAGCAUGGCUGGCACUACUGGGAAGAUGAUCAUCUCUUAAGCUUGAUCCGAACCACAUCCCACCCGAACUAUGAGAUCUUUGGCCGGGUGCUUCCUGAUCGAGAUCCCGAUGAGCUGAAAGAGCGGUCAAAUUAUUUGAGGAUGGUUAUGCGCGACAAGUAUGAGCGAAAGGGUAUUCAACCGCCCGGGUGGUGUGUUGCUGAAGAUUGAGACUAAGGUCAGGAGCUAUUGGAGUUGGGAGCAUUUGCUUUUACGAUACCCUGAACAAUGCGAGGUACGUCUCUUGGAAUUCAAGCGAACUGCGUAUGAUUAAUGAAAGAACGGUUACGAGUGUGCAUCGUUAUGGCAAAAUGUAUUAUUACCCAACGUACUACAGAACUCGCAUCGAUGGCGAAUCAGUCAUGAUGAACUCAUCGAGGCUCUCUUUGAUGACAUCAGGAUCCAAAGAAAGCUGGUAUUGAUUGUCAGCAGUUGAGUUGGUGUACGGAUAACGUUUCAUGUCUUCCAUGGACGCCUGAGGUUCUGCCAACGGCGUAAUGCCACAUCAUUGACGUCCAAGGUAGCAUUAUCUGUCUAUCACAUUGACACAUUCGGCGCAUCAAGAACAAAGCAUCCGUGAUUCCGCCAGCACAUACACACUUGGGCUCCCUGCAAUGGUGUGGUGAUUUAGACACUUGGCCUGUAUCAGCCUGGACAUAUUGCAUUGAUCUUUGGCUUCUUGUAUGAUUGAUCACAGACUUUGGAAUUGGUUGAAGCGCCUUUAACGCCACAUGUGAUGGUGAAGGGACCACGCUAUUGCCCGAGUAAGAAAAGCGGCGAAUCAGGUCUAGGUCGUUUGGGGUAAUAAGUCAACAGAUCAGGAUUUAUUUUGGUCAUCUUCACGCGUUUUCCACGCGCCGUGGGAGAUUUGAUAGAUCCAGCCACGAGCAUGGAUUUCGCCCUUUGACCCUUUGUCUUUGGGCUCUUAAUUGGCCUGAACCAAGAGAAUAUGAGGUUUAGGAUAAAGUAGCUCAUAGAUCUUCAGGCUUCUGAAAGCUACCCAGGUCGUGGCUUGCAUUAAUUGCCGUGCAUUGCAUAUAGUGCCUUACUUAGGUCGAUACAGCGGGUCGUCGCAUGCAGAACCAGAUGUUGCCCAAUGUCUAGGGCUUCUUUGGG